GGAAGCGAUAUCCUGAUGAUCACAAUGGGUGGCACCAAGUCCCAUAAAAUGCCGUUUUGGGAACUUGCAAGAGGACUUAUUAGAAGAGGCCACAACAUUACGUUCAUAAGUGCAUUUCCACCUGACUUCCACAUUGAUGGUCUAGAGGAGAUAGCACCUGAGCGUUUAGUGUCCUAUGUCAAAGGCUACAUGACCUUUGAUCUGGUGGGCGCUAGGAUGAAGGGCGAGGAGCCGCUACCACUGAUGGAUAUCAUCAGAUUUGGAUAUGAGGCAUGCGACGCCUUCUUCAGUGACUACGAGACAAAAUCUUUCCUCAGAUCUGGAAGGAGCUUCGAUCUCGUCAUACUUGAUGGCACUUACCCGGAAUGUGCUUUAGGCGUAGUUCACAAAUUCAAUGUUCCCUUUAUGUACAUCAACACUGUUGGUUUCUAUGCUAUGCCAUUUAGCAUCUCUGGCAGUCCAACCCCAUACUCAGUUACUCCAUUCUUCGGGAGAGCGUUUACUGACAACAUGGGUUUCAUAGAUAGAACUUUAAACACUGCUUGGCAGGUUGCUACGGUUACACUACAUAGUUUAAGUAUUAUGGUACUGAAUGGUGUUCUAAAGAGGCAUCUUGGACCCCAAACACCUCAGUCCUACGACAUGGCAAAGAACGUCAGCUUUAUUCUUCAGAAUGGACAUUACUCAGUUUCUUAUCCAAGGCCGUAUUUACCGAAUGUUGCUGAAGUGGCAUGCAUUCAUUGUAAAGAAGCUAAAAGACUAAGCCCUGACAUUGAAGAAUGGAUCUCCGGUGCAGGGGAAGCUGGUUUCGUCUAUGUAUCUAUGGGUUCUUCUGUUAGAACUAAUAAAAUGCCACUAGCUGCUCAUCGUAUGAUCGUCAAUGCUUUAGGAAGACUACCACACAGGGUACUUUGGAAGCAAGAUGGUGAACAAAACCUGACAGACAUUCCUUCCAAUGUGAGACUUUAUAAAUGGCUUCCACAGCAAGAUUUGCUUGGACAUCCCAAAAUUAAAGCUUUCAUCACUCACGGUGGUCUUUUGAGUAUGUUUGAGACAGUCUAUCAUGGAGUACCUAUUGUUACGAUACCAGUAUUCUGUGAUCACGAUGGAAAUGCAGCUAAAGCUGAAAUCGACGGUUAUGCCAAAAAACUAGAUCUCCAACAUUUAACCGCUGAUGAGCUAUAUAAGGCUAUCAAAGAAGUGGUAUACGAACCCAAAUAUAAAAGGGAAGUAAAAAAGAGACAGUUUCUGUUAAGGGACCAGAAAGAAACACCCCUAGAACGAGCUAUAUACUGGACCGAGUAUGUAAUAAGACACAAAGGCGCUUACCACUUACAAUCUCCAGCGAAGGAUUUGAAUUUCAUACAAUAUUACUUAUUGGAUGUGGCCCUAGUAUUUAUACUUACUCUUAUCACAAUUUCAGCUCUUGUUACCUAUGCGAUAAGGUUUGGUUUUAAUAAGUUAGUCACUUAUGUACAAAGUUGGCGAGUGAAUGCAUUGAUGGAUAAGUCAAAUAACUUGUUGCAACGUUCCAAGAUUUUAAUAGAUACAACUACAAUAUCAAAGAAAAAACUAUAA
Messenger RNA from Achroia grisella, 1578 nucleotides. It is a transcript of the gene Ugt50B3, whose product is annotated as 2-hydroxyacylsphingosine 1-beta-galactosyltransferase. The coding region runs from base 16 to 1578 and encodes 520 amino acids. The transcript has 5 exons. The record is from RefSeq and is a predicted model, not a curated record. Gene Ontology annotation, molecular function: UDP-glycosyltransferase activity. Lineage: Eukaryota; Metazoa; Arthropoda; Insecta; Lepidoptera; Pyralidae.